AUGGUCUCCUUAUCAGGCCUCUUCUUGGCCGCUUGUGCUUUCGCCAGCGCCUUCGCUGCCCCCAGUGACUUGAGCAAGCGAGCUAUCACCACCAGUCAGACCGGAACCAACAACGGCUAUUACUACUCCUUCUGGACCAACGGCGGUGGUAGUGUUAGCUACACCAAUGGCAACUCCGGUCAAUACAGUGUCUCUUGGACCAACUGUGGAAGUUUCACCUCUGGCAAGGGCUGGAGCACUGGCAGUGCCCGCAACAUCAACUUCUCUGGAUCCUUCAAUCCCUCUGGAAACGCCUACCUUGCUGUGUAUGGCUGGACCACUGGCCCUCUCAUCGAGUACUACAUCAUGGAGAGCUACGGAACCUACAACCCCGGCAGCAGCAUGACCUACAAGGGAACCGUCACUAGCGAUGGAUCGGUCUACGAUAUCUAUACCCACCAGCAGGUCAACCAGCCCUCUAUCUCAGGCACUGCAACUUUCACCCAGUACUGGUCCAUCCGCCGCAACAAGCGGUCUAGUGGAACUGUCACCACUGCCAACCACUUCAAUGCUUGGGCUUCGCUUGGAAUGAGCCUUGGGUCUCACAACUACCAGAUUGUUUCCACCGAGGGUUAUCAGAGCAGUGGAUCUGCUACCAUCACUGUUUCGUGA
Messenger RNA from Penicillium antarcticum, 651 nucleotides. Its product is annotated as glycoside hydrolase family 11 protein. The coding region runs from base 1 to 651 and encodes 216 amino acids. Gene Ontology annotation, molecular function: hydrolase activity, hydrolyzing O-glycosyl compounds. The transcript is spliced from 2 exons. Gene Ontology annotation, biological process: xylan catabolic process. Lineage: Eukaryota; Fungi; Ascomycota; Eurotiomycetes; Eurotiales; Aspergillaceae. The record is from RefSeq and is a predicted model, not a curated record.